Messenger RNA from Oncorhynchus gorbuscha (pink salmon), 465 nucleotides. RefSeq names its product histidine decarboxylase-like. The annotation marks the transcript as partial. The transcript is spliced from 4 exons. Gene Ontology annotation, biological process: histamine biosynthetic process; L-histidine catabolic process. NCBI's taxonomy places the organism in Eukaryota, Metazoa, Chordata, Actinopteri, Salmoniformes, Salmonidae. The record is from RefSeq and is a predicted model, not a curated record. Gene Ontology annotation, molecular function: histidine decarboxylase activity; pyridoxal phosphate binding.
GACAACUCUGUUGUUACAAGGAUGCAGGCAGAGGAAUACAAUCGCAGAGGUAAAGAGAUGGUGGAUUACAUCACUAGGUACCUGACCACCAUCAGAGAGAGGAAGGUGACGCCAGGCCCAGAGGUGAAGCCUGGCUAUAUGAGAGAGCUGCUGCCAGACAGCGCCCCCACUGACCCGGAGGACUGGGACUGUAUCUUCGGGGACAUAGAGAAGGUCAUCAUGCCUGGGGUGGUCCACUGGCAGAGCCCCUACAUGCAUGCGUACUAUCCAGCCCUGACCUCCUGGCCCUCCAUGUUAGGAGACAUGUUGGCUGACGCCAUCAACAACAUCGGAUUCACCUGGGCCUCCAGCCCGGCGUGUACAGAGCUGGAGAUGAACGUGAUGGACUGGUUGUGUAAAGCUCUUGGUCUCCCCACCUUCUUCCUCCAUCACCACCCAGAAAGCACCGGGGGAGGAAUACUGCAG